Molecule: messenger RNA, 1325 nt
Organism: Raphanus sativus (radish)
Lineage: Eukaryota; Viridiplantae; Streptophyta; Magnoliopsida; Brassicales; Brassicaceae
Exons: 6
Coding region: 73-1167 (364 amino acids)
Molecular function (GO): protein binding
Source: RefSeq, a predicted model, not a curated record
ACCCUAAUUUCACCUAAAACCUUUGUCUUCACCAGAUUUUCUCCAAAGCUCACGAGCUUCAUAUACACACAUAUGCCCAAAACCCUAGCAACGGAGCCUUCUCGAAACAACAUAAACCCAGCCCUCUUAGCUCUCACGCCUCGCCAAGUGUUGAUCUCUAGACCGGUUAUUAUGGGGAAAGAGAGCAAAGCCUUGAGCUUGAAAUCGGAGCAGAAGUCUCUCCUUCUCCGUUCGAUAGCUCAGUACUUGGACCGAUGUGGGUUUUCUAAGUGCUUCAAGAAACUGCUCUCCGAAGCCGAAAUCGAGAAGAAGGAAUUGGAUAGUGCAUUACCGGAUCUAGAGGAAGUUUACGGUGUGUUUUUGAACACGAGCAAUCUAGAAGCUGUGGAGGAGAAAGAUGAAGUGGAGAAGAAUGCAUCUGAUGAUCAGAAGAAAGAAGCUGCAGAGGAAGUAAAGAAGGAGAAAAAGAAGAAGAAGGUGGAGGUAACUAAGGAGGAGAAGGUUAAAGAGACUGAUGGUGAGAUUGGAGAUGGGAUUAAAGAGAAGAAGAAGAACAAGAAGGAACCGAAAGUGGAGGUAGCUAAGGAGGAGAAGGUCAAAGAGACUGAUGGUGAGGUCGAAGAUGGAGUGAAAGAGAAAGAGAAAAAGAAGAAGAAGAAGACCAAGUCGAAAGCUGCCGAGUCUGAGACUUUGGGUGAUGAGGAGAGAGUUUCCAAGAAGAGAAAAAGAUCAGAGCCUGAAGAAGAGACAAAAGAACAGACAGAUGAUGAUGAUGAGGACUCUAAACGUAGGAAGAAGGAAGAUAUGGAUGUUCAAGAAACACCUGUUAAGCAAACUGAUGUUGAGGAGAACGGUAACGUUGAAACAAAAUCAACUAAUAAGAAGUCUGGAAAGGGGCUUUCUGACUCUAAAGAGCCGAAGAAACCGUUUCAGAGAGUGAACGUUGAGGAAGUUGUGUUCACUGACGAUAGGCUUAAAGACAACUCUUAUUGGGCCAAGGGUGGUGCUGAUUCGGGCUAUGGUGCUAAAGCUCAAGAGGUUCUAGGGCAAGUCAGAGGAAGGGGUUUCCGACAUGAGAAGACGAAGAAGAAAAGAGGAAGCUACAGAGGAGGAGAGAUUGAUCUUCAAUCACAUUCAGUUAAGUUUGAGUACUCAGACGAUGAAUGAUGAUCAUUUAUCAACACUUUCUUAUUCUCAUUGUUUCCUUUGCUUCUCUUUUUGAUUCUCAUUUUGUUUUGCUUAUUUCAAUAUGUAAAACUAUUCAUGUUUUGUCUGUGUUAAUGUUCCCAUCUGGAACUUGCGGGAAGAAGAUUCUGUUUCAGUUC